Molecule: messenger RNA, 2553 nt
Organism: Rhinocladiella mackenziei CBS 650.93
Lineage: Eukaryota; Fungi; Ascomycota; Eurotiomycetes; Chaetothyriales; Herpotrichiellaceae
Exons: 1
Coding region: 1-2553 (850 amino acids)
Source: RefSeq, a predicted model, not a curated record
AUGUCUAGCAUGCACGGACCCAGGCUUCGCUAUCCUCUCGGGGAGGUUCUUGAGAGCCUUCUUGGUGUGAAUGCAGACAAUUGGCUCCACUGCCCGUUGGCAGAAAUCGAAGACACGGAUGAGCGAUUAUAUCGAUUGAGACUAUUCUGCGAGCCGCUUCUCAGGGGUGUGCAUCAUCCUGCGCGACAUUUUGACGAGCUCGAUCAGCAGCUCUCGCGACUUUUACCACGUCCGGCUUCUCCUCUCGCUGGGUCGGACCCCACAGACAUUCACGGCGUACACUCCAAGGUGGAACAUUUACUCUCACGUCUGCCAAAAGUCCCUCAACGGAGCUUCUCGCUGCCUCUCAAUAACGGCUUGAUGCGGGAACAGGGGACAACUCUGUGGGACGGCAUCAGAGACGGCAGAUGGGCUACAAGAUACAUUAUGCCAGAGGCGCAAUCUCACUUCCAUACGCAAAGUCCCGGGGGGGCGGACUCGAUUCUUGAUCUGUUGAGAAAGCUGCAGGACCUCGCCUGGGACAAUCUGUACGUGACUACAUAUGUUGAUACUAAUUCCUUAAAACUGGCAGCGGCUUUUGCGAACCACGGCACCCAGCCAAACCACAACCUCGCUCAGCGAUCACUGAAAUACGUCAACUUGCUUUCCGAAUUGUUCGAUGGGUACCACAGCAUGUCUGAUGCUGUGUCUUUCGGGAUAAAAGCACCAUUUGAAGACUCUUCAUCCCAAGGUCGUGCUUUGAAAGAUGCCUUAUUCCCUCAAAACCGAGACGAUCAUGAACAGGCCAUGGCCAUCAUCAAGGUCUUUUUGUGGUCGGCAUGGCAACGGUCCGUGAUGCUUCACUUCUACUACGUAAUCGGAGUCCAACUUACUCAUGGGUAUUCGUCAACCUGGAAUUCUCUCCUGGCUGUUCGUGGCGUUCAUGAAUUAGAGUGGCUUUCACGAGAUGACUAUCGGGGCAACUGCACUGAAUACCUGUGCAACUGGGCAUUUGAGCUUUUGAGAACAAGCCGAACAUCGGUUGGACUUGAUUUCCGCCGCAUGAUUGCAAGAUUUGAUGCUCACUUCCAUGGCCGGCCUGGAAGGUGUAUCCAAGGGUCGAACCACACCUGCGAAGGUGGCCAGCCAGAGACCUGUCAGCGCUUCACGGCCGCCGAGACUGCCGCACAGUCCGCGCAUUCGUCCAUCUGCGACAGGCAAUGCGAAAAGAUCAGCUGGGAUGCCUCAUCAUACCACCAAAGCCCCAAGCCCGCAGCUAUUGUUGCCGCCGAGGACGCGACGUGCCUGGUGUAUGCUGUCGUCAAUUCAAAGACUUUAGCAAUCUCCCAUGUGUGGAGCCACGGGCAAGGUGGUCGCCCGGAAUCCGGUAUCAAUGCUUGUCUCCAUCAACGAUAUUGUCGUUUGGCCCAUCUGUUCGAGUGCGACACCUAUUGGAUUGACGCGGCAUGCAUUCCAAGCGAGCUGACUCUUCGACGGCAGGCCAUUGACAACAUCAACCAUAUUUUCGCCACGGCAAAGGUGACCCUGGUCAUUGAUGCUGACGUUCAAGCCAUUGACGUGGCAUGGCCUGAUCCCACUGUCGCCGAAAUCGAGACACUGGUGUCGACACUGUUAGUAAGUGACUGGACCGUCCGUGGCUGGACGUUAUUGGAAGGCAUUCGUGGUAGCCGGGCGAUCUACUUGCUCUGCGAACAAGACCGAGUCCUAUCUCUUCGUGAGGCUCUCGUCACUCUCCACGAACAGGGGGCAAUUGACAUCGCAGUCUUACUGGGCAGCGCGCAACAUCUGAUCCCACAUUCAGACCUCACCUCCACCAAGACUGUCGAAGAAGCAGGUUAUCUCCUCAGCCAGCGUCACACUUCCUGGCCGGAAGACGUCAUCAUCUGCUGGAGUCUCCUGAUCAAUGCGCCCGUCCACCGAAAGGCCGUUGAUCUAUGGAAGAAUCAGUCUCGCGUCAGAACUGGCUACUUACUCUCCAGCGCUCCAAGAGUGGCAGAAAUGCAAGGAUGGGCAUGGGCACCUGCGUCACCGUACAUUCGUCCGAAUCACCGAACUGUGGACCUGCCGGAGGGCAGGACGCAAGAAUACACCGUGCGGUUUCCGUGUUAUGACGGUGAUGGCAGCCUCUCUGCAGCUAUCACUCCCAAUGGGUUACUCGGGCGGUGGCGGGUGGUCAACAUUGAACCGGCAUUUUUAGAAGAUGCCCGGGAGCUGUGUUGCCACAUGACCGCUCCUCUCGAGGCUUACCAGGAAGAUGAAAUGGAUCUGGAAAACGCCGAACUGGUGUAUGCUCAUCCGGACGAGGCUUUGGCCUGGCAUACACUCGAAGCACUGUUAAAUCAAGGAGCAGAGCUAAGGCUUGUCAGGGCACUCGCUGAAGACGGUGUCUCCCCGUACGUUGGCAGCAGCCAAAGAGGAGAGAAUUUCGGACUGAUCGCCGCGAUUUGCGCUAGCUUUAACAAUAGAUCAUCGUGGGAGUGGAAAGGGGUGUUUUCCUGGCAAGAGAGUGAGAAUUAUCAAGGUUGGGAGGUCGAUGAGAUGCUCAUCGUGUGA